AUGGACACUCCAAUUAGGACCCAUGCUUCCAAUCUGGAUCACUCGUUGAUGGGCUCUCGCAAGCCUAGUUCUUUCCCCACAAAUCUCGCACAAUCCGGUUGCUUUGGAUCAUUCCCGUCCAAGGUGAUUACUUCCCCACUCACUGAACAAGCUAUCGAGAAUCAGGUAAACGGAAUGGGGCGUUCAGGAAAAAAAAGGCGCUCUCUUAGUAGAUCGUCGACAAACGAACUAUCGAAGUUCCCAGUUCACAACUUGUUUGGCGUUGGUGACGGGCAUUCCUCAGAGGUUGGAUCUCCUCGGUUGAACUCAUCGUCUCCCAAACUCACUGAAGCUAACAAAGUUCCGAGGAUCAGUGAAAUUGAGGUCACAGUUGAAGUUGGAGCUAUGAUUGGGUUUGAAAUCGAUGCUUCCAACAAGCUGUUGGUAGAAAUUCUUGGAGUAAAUGGAGAGUAA
Messenger RNA from Lactuca virosa, 453 nucleotides. Lineage: Eukaryota; Viridiplantae; Streptophyta; Magnoliopsida; Asterales; Asteraceae. The record is from the annotation of a GenBank genome assembly.